Yarrowia lipolytica CLIB122 is the source of this 417-nucleotide messenger RNA. RefSeq lists its product as uncharacterized. The record is from RefSeq and is a predicted model, not a curated record. NCBI's taxonomy places the organism in Eukaryota, Fungi, Ascomycota, Dipodascomycetes, Dipodascales.
AUGGGGUUCGUCUGCUCACAUUACUUCGAUGAGCCAUGCAUUUACUGCUGCAUUUCGUGCAAGUCACAUCUCAGUCGCAACGACGAUCUCAAGAGCAAGUCAUUCAAGGGCAAGUUUGGAGACGCCUUUCUGUUUGACCAGGUGGUGAAUGUGAAAAAGGCCGAGCCCGUGCUCAAAAACAUGAUCACGGGGCAGUACCUGGUGCAGGACAUCACUUGUGCCCAGUGUGGCUCCGAUGUCGGCUGGACCUACGUCAAGAGCCUGGAGGAGGCUGAAAAGUACAAGGAAGGCAUGUAUAUUCUCGAGGUGGAAAAGAUAUGUCUUUCCAAGCGCGACGGCUUUAUGCGCGACAGCAGUGUAAAGGAGAGCACCAGGGGCGUUCAGUCGGUUUGGACCUUUUCAAGGGAGAGGUUGUAG